GCGCAUUUCUGCUGCGAGUUGUUUCAAAACAAACCCACCGCUGUUGUUCCGGACGAUUUCAGGAAAAGCCAUGCGGUUAACUUUUUAGCUCAUGAUGGAUUUCCCCUGCGUCCAGUGGCAAGACCACGUUGCACAGAAAUGGGCCGCUCUUGACCCGGAGCUCAAAGACAAAUUCUCAUCCCUGCUCGAAAUAGAUGAUGUGUUUAAAUGUGCUUUGAGUCUGACAACUCAGGACGAUGUGGACUUCGUGGAGUCGGUCUCUGCAGGACACUCAGUCCAGAAGGACACGGAGGAAGCAGCCAGGUGCAGGGAGAGGGGCAACUCCAGCUUCAAGACUAGGAACUACACUGCAGCUGCUCUGCAUUAUUCACAGGGCGUUUGCUUCGCUCCACAAAGUUCAGAGCAGCUCUCUCUGUGCUUCGCCAACCGGUCAGCUGCGCUCUACCAUCUGCAGCGUUACCAGGAGUGCCUUGAUGAUAUCGACAGCGCCUUGAAGAGUGGUUAUCCCUCUCAUCUUUCACACAAACUACAGGAUCGCCGCGCACUGUGCCUCAAGCACGUCUUUGUAAAGGAAAAGGAACAAGAGGAGGAUCAUGGUCCUGCCUCACAGGAUCAGAAAGGUCGAGGAAGAGUAAAGGCUCCAUCUGUUGGACCUUUCAUGUUUGGGAUUUGUCCUCAAGCUGCUGUUGGCUCUAGUGUGGAGAAAGGUCGACACCUGGUGGCCGCGGAGAGGAUAGCAGCCGGGGACGUGAUCCUCACCGACAGGCCGUACAGCUGUGUCCUCAUACCAGGGGUUGAGGAGGUGAGAGUGAAAGGAAGAAGGCGGGACAAGGAGGAAGAAGAAUUUGGAACGGAGCGCAGGCGCUGUCACUGGUGUUUGGCUGAAACGUUGCGCGCUGUGCCGUGUGACGGCUGCAGCUACGGCCGAUACUGCUCCAACGGCUGUCGGCGGGAGGCCUGGGAAGAUCAUCACCGCUGGGAGUGUCCGCUGGGGGCAGAUCUGACGGUGAUGGGUGUCAUGUCCCAGCUCGCUCUGAGGGUGACACUGAAGGCGGGGUUAAGGAACGUCCAGAUGGCAAAGGAGCCAAUCGGAGACAAACACAGGAAGCCAGAGCCAAGCUGUGACUCCAGUGAUUCCCAUCCACGUCACUCGAAUCUCCCCUCGACCUCGUACUACGGUGACUCUUACCUGAGCGUGUUUCACUUGCUGCACCACAUAAAUCGCCAAAGCCUCGCUCUGCGUUUCCUGUGCGCCGUUACCGUAGCAACACUCUACCUAAGGCUCAGCGAGGCUGGACCUCCACCUGCAUCUUGGAGCAUGAGCAGGCCCUCAGCAGCGACGGGCCAAUCGCAGGACGGACCAAACGAGGAGGAGGGAGAUGGCGCAGACUGGAGCUCAGAGCUGUGGCUGCUGGGAAGUGCGGUUCUGAGGCACAUGCUGCAGCUCAGGUGUAACGCCCAGGCAAUCGUCACGCUGCAGGAUGCAGGCGCAGCAAACUCACCAGUGCAGUCCAGCAGGGAAGUUCGGAUCGCCACGGCGAUAUUCCCAACUCUCAGCCUCCUCAAUCACUCCUGCCGCCCCAACACCAGCCUGGCGUUCAGCACCGGCGCUCACACCGAGCCUCGUCCCUCGGAUCCGUCCGCAGGGCUCAGUGAGCGUGAAGCUGAGCGCAAACACGGGGCCCCUGGAGUCACCGUAACAGUCCGAGCAGCCAGAGUUAUCGGUCCUGGGCAGGAGAUCCUGCACUGCUACGGUCCUCACAGCAGCAGGAUGGCGACCCAAGAGCGCCAGCGUCUCCUGCAUGAACAAUACUAUUUCCUCUGUCAGUGCGAGGCGUGCGUUCAUCAGCAGGACGAGGUGAAGGGAGAGGGAGAGGGCACAGAGCGGCAGCCGGGCCCCGGUGAUACUAGACUGAGGUGUUGCCAGUGCAAAGGACCCCUGGAGAAAAGCAGCGAGAACGGGGAGACGGGAUUCGUAUGUCCACCCUGCGGCCGCCGGACGUCUUCAUCCGAGCUGAGCCGCAGGCUGCAGGAGAUCAGGGUCGACCUGGAGACGGCGGUGGAGCUCAUGGAGAGAGGAAGGCCAGAUGAGGCUCUGAACCUGCUGCAAAGGACUCAGUGUCAGUCUAGACUCAUUCUAACGGAGACGCACCCACUACAGGGGGAACUGGCCGAUGCCACGGCCAGAGCAUAUGCUACAAUGGGUGACUGGACAAACGCGGCGUCCCACCUGGAGCGCAGCGCCGCGGCCGUCGGCUCCCAGUACGGCGAAGACAGCAUCGAGCUGGGCCGGCAGCUCUUCAAAUUAACUCAGCUACAUUUCAACGGCGGUGCCAGAGGCGCGGCCCUCGCCGUCCUCCCCAAGGUCAGACGGCUCCUCCGCCUCCACUGCGGCCCUGGCUGCCACGAGCUACAGGAGCUGGAGGCCAUGGAGGACUGUCUAAGGGGGUAGCCGUCAGCAGCGGUCGGAGCUUUUUGUGCUCGUCGAAGCUAAUUAAAAUGUUCUGAUUGCGGGCCCUGUGUGUUUACUUGAAUAUUUUUAUUUUAUUUUUAUUUUUUUUUAGAAGCGAGCCCACAGAACGGCGACAGGUAUGGAUGCAGUUCACUGAGGCUCUCAGACCUCUCUGUGUCAGAAUGUAUCCAUCAAUAAUUUCAAUUUCAUGCUUCAGCGGUGGCCCCGCAGUGUGAGGCGACUUAUCCUCCAGGUGCUUCCAGGUUAGAUGUUCGUCUCUAAAUGAAACAGAAGUAAAUGUGUACUUUUCCGAAAAAAAAAAAAAAAGAAAAGAGGAAAAAAGAAAAGAUUUAUACUGUAGCAAGUUUAUUCAAUCUAUAAAAUCUGCAAACACGCUCAGCUGCUUCACUUAGGUAACCAUCCAACCUUUAGAUGGCAGCAGUUAUCCACUGACUAAUUCAAUUUCACGCUCCAGUGGCUGACAAUCAAGAUGUAGCUUUGACUCUUGGACCAAAGAACGCACAUGUCCUCCAAGACCUUCAACUUAAAAGUCUUUUUAAGGCUUCACGUUAAGGCUUUUUAUUUAUGUUUUUUUUUUUUUUUUUUUACCUCCUGACUCGUAAUCACUCAAUAACGGCGCCGCACGCGGAAAACGAUAAAACGUCGAUCGCAGCUGGAAGUCCUGAGGCCUCUGCGAGUUAAACACCGGCAGUAUCUGGAGGGCAGCCAAUCAGACAGAUGCGGAUGCGAGUGCGAGUCAAGGUCAAGAUGAAACGUUUCCGUCUCUCCGAGAGGUGGCUGGUGGAAUUAGCUGAAGGGCGGUCGAGCCGCGACCUCCCGGGGGCCCACGCGCCUGAUUCCUCCCGAUUAUCGUGACGACGCGGUCGUCGGACGAGCAAAUAAAGCGAAUGAGCCGCUCGAAUUAAGCCGAGGUCAACCCCCGAGUUAAAAAUAGACACUAUCGCAGGAGUUAUUCAAGUGGGACAUUAACCCAGAGCACCCAGAGAAGGCCGAGACGUACCGCUCUGAACAUCAUUUCUUAAUUAAAUGUUUGGUCGAUGAGUCAUUAGGAAAAGCUCAAAACUCAAUAUUCGGUCAUAAAAACAAGUCCGACAGAACGUAACAGAGCCCGAUGGGACGUUAAUGUUGUCUCGUUUUAUCAGACCGGCCGUCAAAAACCUUCAAAUAUUCAGUUUUACUGCAGCAUAAGAUCAGCCUGAAACUUUUACAUGCUCAGCGUAUCAUUCAAAAAUGUUUCACCUUUCUGUGACCUCAUAUUCAUUUAUUUAAAGUUGUAAAGAAAGAAAUAAUUAGAUAUCAGUUUGGUACAUUUUGUCCUGUCAGGAGCUACCACAUCGAUCAGCCACAACAUUAAAACCACUGACAGGUGACGUGAAUACCGUUGAGUGUCUUGUGACCAUUCAGUUCUGCUGGGAAACAUUUGUGUGUGUGCGUGUGUGUGUGUGUGUGUGUGU
Mugil cephalus (flathead mullet) is the source of this 3927-nucleotide messenger RNA. RefSeq names its product SET and MYND domain containing 4 (gene smyd4). Bases 92 to 2452 code for a protein of 786 amino acids. Gene Ontology annotation, molecular function: protein binding. The record is from RefSeq and is a predicted model, not a curated record. The transcript is spliced from 10 exons. Lineage: Eukaryota; Metazoa; Chordata; Actinopteri; Mugiliformes; Mugilidae.